Molecule: messenger RNA, 3739 nt
Organism: Drosophila grimshawi
Lineage: Eukaryota; Metazoa; Arthropoda; Insecta; Diptera; Drosophilidae
Product: chromosome-associated kinesin KIF4
Exons: 7
Coding region: 107-3562 (1151 amino acids)
Biological process (GO): mitotic spindle organization; microtubule-based movement
Molecular function (GO): microtubule binding; microtubule motor activity; ATP binding
Source: RefSeq, a predicted model, not a curated record
UUGUGUGGUGCUUUUUCGUUAUCCAAUUGUAUACUAUUCUCUACAGUCACUUGAAUUUCGCAAUUUCUUCAAGUCACACCAAGAAAAAGGUACAUCCAGUUUCAGCAUGACCGACUCAGUAGCAGUGGCAUUGCGCUUGCGCCCACUUGUCAAAUCGGAGGAGGACCGCGGCUGCCGUAUGGCAGUGCAGCGUCCCGACGCUGGAGUUCCCCAGGUAAUAGUGAAUAACAAAGCAUUUACGUACAAUUAUGUGUUCGACUGCGGGGACAGUCAGGAGGAUGUGUACGAGACGUGUGUAGCCAGUAGGCUGAAGAAGCUGCUCGAUGGUUUCAAUUUAACAAUACUCGCUUAUGGCCAGACCGGGUCUGGAAAGACUUAUACUAUGGGCACCGCUUUUAAUGGCAGUAUGGGCGAGCAUGCUGGCAUUAUUCCGAGGGCUGUCAACGAAAUCUUUGAAAAGACGGUCGCCAUGGCGGAGCAGUGUGAUUUUAGGAUCACCUGUUCCUUCGUCGAGUUGUACCAAGAGCAGUUCUACGACCUGUUCUCACCGAACAGGCGGGAGGACAGCAUUGUCGACAUACGUGAGGAUAAAAAUGGAAUUUUUAUGCGUGGACUCACCGAGGUGGAAGUGACCGGUGCCAAACAGGUGGCGAGUGAGCUAAUGCGCGGCUCCUCGGGUCGCGCCGUUGCCUCUACGGCGAUGAACGAAAGUUCCUCACGGUCUCACGCCAUUUUCACUCUAUCGGUGGUGGCAAAACAAAAGACUGGCCAGAAAUCUGUGAUCAAAUCGAAAUUUCAUUUGGUUGAUUUGGCCGGAUCGGAAAGGUGCGCGAAGACGAUGACUUCUGGUGAUCGCUUCAAGGAGGGCGUCAACAUCAACAAGGGCCUGCUCGCCCUGGGAAAUGUCAUAAAUGUGCUGGGCUCUGGAGAAAGUGCUGCCUAUGUGCCAUAUCGGCAGUCGAAGCUGACGCGAUGGUUGCAGGAGUCCUUGGGUGGCAAUUCGAUAACAUUGAUGAUCGCCUGCGUUAGUCCGGCAGAUUACAACGUGGCCGAGACAAUCAGCACGCUGCAAUAUGCGGAUCGUGCGCUACAAAUUAAGAAUAAGCCGGUGGUGAAUGUCGAUCCGCAUGUGGCUGAGGUGAUGAUGCUCAAGGAAACAGUACAAAAGCUGCGCAUCGAGCUGCUGGCUCGAGGUGCCGACAGCGGCAGCGUGGGAGCAGGUGUUGAGAAUGGCUCUGGACUGUCACGUAAUUCGGCGCUGGAGAAUCAGCGGAUAAGUGAGCAGCUGCAAGAGGCCAAGCAGCAUAAUCGUCAAUUGCAAAAGGAGCUACAGGAGGCGUUGCUCAAUCUGGCCGAUAAGGAAAUGCAGGCACACAUAACGGAGGUGAACCACGACAAGGUCAAGGCGAGCGUACUUGAGUUGAUGACUAAGUUGGGCGAGGCACAACAGCUGAGUAUGGAAGGGCAGGAACAGGGGGAGGAGGAGGAGGAGGAGGAGCAAUCCGUGCUGAAGCAGCAUUUGCGCGAUGUUGUACAGCUGGUCAGCGGAGUGGAUGAGGAGCUGAAACAAACAGAAAUCGCCCUGCAGACUCAUCGGAAGGAGUGCCUCACUGCCGGCGCCAGCAGUAGCAGCAGCGUGGAGUCCAAUUUGGGCAGCAGCGAGGAGAUAAAUGAGCACACUACGAAGCAGCUGGAUCUUAAUGUUAAACUGCGCCAAAUCAAUAGUCAGCUGGAUCUGAAGCAGGAACUGCACGAUCGCGUCGCUCUGAACUUCAGACGGUUGGACGAGGAAGGCAACGAUGAGAAGUUGAAGGAGUACCAGGUGAAGGUAGAGCAGCUCGAAUCGGAGCGUCGCGAACUGAUGGAGCAGCUGCGCAUCACUAAACAGAAGGAGAUCUCCGCCAAGCUGGCCGAGGAGCGACGCAAGCGGCUGCAGUUGCUCGAGCAUGAGCUGACGGAUAUGCGGCGCAAGAUCGUCCAGCAGGGCAACAUGCUCAAGAUGCGCGAAAAGGAGAGCGAGAAGAUCAAGAACCUCAGCACCGAGAUCCGUGCCAUGAAGGAGUCCAAGGUAAAACUGAUCCGCGCCAUGCGCGAAGAAUCCGAGCGGUUCCGCCAAUCCAAAAUGCUAAGCGAGAAGCAGAUGACCCAGCUGAAGAGCAAAGACAGGAAAAUGCAGAGCGAACUGGUCCGCCAGAAGAACCUCUACGACAAUCAGCGCCUGGUGCUCAAGCGCAAGUGCGAGGACGCAAUGGCCGUUAACAAGCGGCUGAAGGAUGCGCUGGAGCGUCAGAGAUCUGCGCAGGCGCAACGUCAGCGACAUGCCAAGAAUCAGACGGCUGAUGCUGGCAAGCUAGAUGCGUUGAUGGAUCGGGAAGUGGAGGUUAUACUCUCGUUGGUCGAUGCCGAGCACAGUCUGGAGCAGCUAAUGGAGGAUCGGGCGGCGAUCAAUGCGCAGUGCAUGCAAAUCAAGGAACGGCAGGAACCGGAUCAAGAGGAGGCAGCUUACCAGGCUUCACAGUUAGCCAGCUUGGAGGAGGAGCUGGAAAUGCGCAAUGCGCAAAUUGCGGAUCUGCAGCAGAAGGUGUGCUUUAACGACCUGGACAGUCGUCUGUCGGCAGUCUGUGAAAAUGUUCAUAGCCUUGGAGAGGCGCGUGUCAUCAGCAGCAAGGUGUUGAAGAUGCUCGUCCAGCAGCGACGCGAACAGGCGCAGUGCACCAUGGAGCGCAUGAUGCUGCUGCAUCAUCAUAAAGAGGCUUCGCUGCGUAUCGAGAAACUGACCGAACAGUUUCGAAUCGCCGAGUGCCGGUACGAGCAGCAGAUGCUCAAUGAGAAGCGCAGCUAUGAAGAGAAGAUGGCGAUGCUACUGCGCGGCGGUGAUCUGGCCCAACAGCAGAUCGUUGAGGAGCUGCUUAGCUCCAAGGAAGCGUUGCAACAGCAGCUCGACCUCCUCACGUCCAAAGCGAAUUUGUCGAAGAAGCACAAAAAAGGCGCAGGUGAAGAUAAAUACGCAGUUGAAGCAGUUGGGAACGAAUCAUUGCUCAACAUUAGCGAUGAAUCCAUUGAGGACAAUAAUAUGGACAGCGAUCCCGACUGGGUACCAGCAAAGAAGCGCUCCAAGAAAUCGAAUUCUCUGAGACAGCCGUGCAUCGACAGCGACACUUCGAAUCCCAAUCCCAUUGCUAGUACCAAUAGCAAUAUUAAACACACUGCAAACAGCAGCAGGAGCAACACCAGCACGAACAACAAGAGCAACAGCAGCCAGCUGAAGCACUGUUCCUGCACCACAAGUUGCAGUUCAAAACGCUGUGGCUGUUAUUCAGCGGGCAACAGCUGCAACGACUAUUGUAAAUGCCGAGACAGUUGUCAGAAUCCUGUCAACAAGGAGAAUGCGAUGCCGAACACCUCGGUCCCAGAUGAGAAGAACGGGGGUGUGCUGCUUUCAUCUCCAAAGCUGGUGGCCAGCUCCUCCCCCUGCAGUCCCUCUGAGCGCACCUGCUUAAAGCUGCCCAGAAACUUGCAGCUACACUUGGAUACGCCGUCAGUCAAAGAGAAGUUCUUUUAAGCGAUGCCAUCUCUCCUCCCGUGUAGUAUAUAUAUUAUCGACUUGCCAACUAUUUCAAUUAACGUGUUUGUGAUCUUUUCUUUUAAUGUUAAUGCGACUAAAUUUGUUCAAAUAUUUGCUAAAUGUAAGAGUGCAAAUUGCAAGGACUGAACUUAAUAUAUUCUAUAAAAUCACAAA